This is a messenger RNA of Monodelphis domestica (gray short-tailed opossum), 1050 nucleotides long. Its product is annotated as olfactory receptor 13C8-like. Gene Ontology annotation, biological process: G protein-coupled receptor signaling pathway. The record is from RefSeq and is a predicted model, not a curated record. Gene Ontology annotation, cellular component: membrane. Lineage: Eukaryota; Metazoa; Chordata; Mammalia; Didelphimorphia; Didelphidae. Gene Ontology annotation, molecular function: olfactory receptor activity; G protein-coupled receptor activity.
AUGGAAGGAACCAAUCAAACCAUCGUGACAGAAUUUGUCCUCCUGGGACUUUCUAACUAUCCAAAGAUAAAGAUUAUUUUCUUUGUGCUGGUCUUAUGGAUGUACCUGAUAAUUCUACUGGGCAAUGGAGUAUUGAUCAUAGUAUCCAUCUAUGAUUCCCACCUACACACACCCAUGUAUUUCUUCCUUGGUAAUCUCUCCUUCCUGGACAUUUGCUAUACAACAUUUACCGUGCCCCUAACUCUAGACAGCUUCCUCACUCUGAGGAAAACCAUUUCUUUCUCCAGCUGUGCAAUACAGAUGUUUCUGGCCUUUGCCAUGGGAGCAACUGAAUGUGUGCUCCUGAGCAUGAUGGCAUUUGACCGCUAUGUGGCUAUCUGCAAGCCCCUGAGAUAUCCUGUUAUUAUGAGCAAGGGUACUUAUGUGGCAAUGGCAUCUGUGUCCUGGGUAACAGGAGUUCUUAACUCAGUGGUCCAAACAUCUCUUGCAGUUAGAUUACCAUUUUGUGCAGACAAUGUCAUUGAUCAUUUUAUUUGUGAGAUCCUGGCUGUCCUGAAAUUGGCCUGUGGAAAUAUUUCCAUCAAUGUACUGAGCAUGGCGGGAUCAAACUUCAUCUUUCUAGUGAUUCCUCUAAUAUCAAUUACCAUCUCUUACAUUUUCAUACUUAAUGCUAUCCUCAGGAUUCCUUCUACAGAAGGGAGACAUAAAGCCUUUUCCACCUGUUCAGCCCACCUAACUGUGGUGAUUAUCUUCUAUGGAACAAUCUUCUUCAUGUAUGCAAAACCCAAAUCUAAGAACUCUAUUAGAGCAGACAAUGAUAUCACAGACAAAUUCAUCACACUAUUCUAUAGUGUGGUGACUCCUAUGCUCAAUCCCAUCAUUUAUAGUUUGAGAAACAAAGAUGUUAAGGCAGCAGUAAAGAAUAUUUUGAAUCAAAAAACAUUUCACUGAGUGUGCACAAAAUGAUUUGAACCUUAAAAAUGCAUUUGCUAAUGGUUAGAUUUUAUUUUUUUUAAACUGUUAGCAUUUCGAAAUAUAUUAUGUGUCAAG